AUGGCGCUGACGACGCGCAUCGUCAAGGAGACAGAGAAGCUGCAGCGCGAGCACCCUGAAGGCAUCGAAGCUGCGCCGUCACCCACCAACCCGCGUUACUUCCACGUGAAGAUCCGUGGGCCGCCACAAAGCAGCUACGAGGGCGGCGUCUUUAAACUUGAGCUCUUCCUCCCCGAGGAGUACCCGAUGGUGCCGCCCAAGGUGCGCUUCCUUACGCGCAUCUACCACCCUAACGUUGACAAGGUGGGGCGCAUCUGCCUUGACAUCAUCAAGGACAAGUGGUCUCCGGCGCUGCAGAUCAUCAAGGUGCUGCUGAGCAUACAGCUGCUCAUGGCGAGCCCGAAUCCCGACGACCCGCUCGACAACGAGGUAGCUGAGUGCUGGAAGCGAGACGAGGCAGGUGCUAUGAAAACCGCGAGAGAAUGGACGCAGCGGUACGCAUCGCCGUGA
This is a messenger RNA of Trypanosoma grayi, 450 nucleotides long. RefSeq names its product ubiquitin-conjugating enzyme E2. The record is from RefSeq and is a predicted model, not a curated record. Lineage: Eukaryota; Euglenozoa; Kinetoplastea; Trypanosomatida; Trypanosomatidae. The transcript has a single exon. Gene Ontology annotation, cellular component: nucleus. Bases 1 to 450 code for a protein of 149 amino acids. Gene Ontology annotation, biological process: protein K63-linked ubiquitination; DNA damage tolerance. Gene Ontology annotation, molecular function: ubiquitin conjugating enzyme activity.